CCCCGUCGUCGUAGUCCCCUGUUCAUCCAUCGCAAGAACUCCCUCGGAUCGCGCUCGGUUCGCCGCUUGCAUGCAUGCACGCACAAGCCCGCGAGCCCGGCCGGGGUGCCAGCAUAUUCGUUCGCUAGCUCGUGGGCUCUUCUCCGUCUCCGAUCCGUUCCGUCCGCGCUGAAGAACACGCGCGCGCGCCGGGCUGUUUAGAUCCGAUCCGAUCCAGGCCUUCUUCCGUUGCAACCUGCGCCUUGAGGCCUCCUGGUGAUCGAUCUUCUGCAUUAAUUGCUGGCUCAAUGGUCGCCACAGCCACAGGCGUAGAGUGCUGCAAGAUCUUUGGUUUUGUUGCUCUAUAAACACUGCAUGUGUUCCGUAUUGUGAGGCCAUUUUAAGGAAUGCAGAAAGAUGUGUUUGAGUGAAAAAGAUUUCUGCUCUGAAGAGGAGCACAUUUCUCCAAUAAAUUUCAAAUCGCUAAUAAUUCUUGAUGAGCGAGGAUUUCAAGCACACAUUAGACGCAUAGUAGAAAAUAGCUGUGAUGCAACUGAUGUCAGAAGAAAUAUCGCAAUGCUAUGUCAUAUAAUUUCUGAAGACGGCUGAAGUUCUCUCUUUACCGACUUGUCGUCCUACGAGUUCCUACAAUCAGUUGGUAGCAGGUGUCUAUAUAUAUAAUAUGAUGGAAGCAGAGAAGAAUGGAAACAUUCUUAUGCAAAAGUAUGAGGUUGGAAAAUUAUUGGGGCAAGGAACAUUUGCCAAGGUAUACCAUGCUAGGAACAUAGAGACCUCUCAAAGUGUUGCUAUCAAGGUUAUUGACAAGGACAAAAUUUUUAAGGUUGGGCUAAUGGAGCAGAUCAAACGAGAGAUAUCGGUGAUGAAACUGGUGAGGCACCCAAACAUCGUGCAACUUUAUGAGGUCAUGGCUACUAAAUCAAAGAUAUACUUUGUGCUUGAAUAUGUCAAGGGUGGUGAAUUGUUUAACAAAAUUGCUAAAGGAAAGUUAAGAGAAGAUGCUUCCAGGAAAUACUUCCAGCAAUUGGUUAGUGCGGUUGAUUUUUGUCAUAGUAGGGGUGUGUAUCAUCGUGAUUUGAAGCCAGAAAACCUACUUGUUGAUGAGAAUGGGAAUCUAAAAAUUUCAGAUUUUGGAUUGAGUGCUCUUGCUGAAUCAAGACGCCAAGAUGGUCUUCUACACACAACUUGUGGUACUCCAGCAUAUGUGGCGCCAGAGGUUAUUAGCCGAAAAGGAUAUGAUGGCGCAAAGGUUGACACAUGGUCCUGUGGUGUGAUCCUAUUUGUUCUUAUGGCUGGAUAUCUUCCUUUCCAAGAUUCAAAUUUGAUGGAGAUGUACAGAAAGAUUGGAAAAGCAGAUUUCAAAUGCCCACCAUGGUUUCCAUCUGAUGUACGCAAGUUAGUGUCAAGAAUUCUUGAUCCAAAUCCAAGGACUAGAAUGCCAAUUACAAAAAUAGUGGAAUGCUUUUGGUUCAAAAAGGGCAUUGACAACAAGCUAAUCCGAAAGAAUAUCGAGAUGAAAGGGAAAGUUUCAGCUCUCACUGAUGUUAAUGUAGUUUUCUCAUCCACGGGUAUUGGUAGCAACAAUAACAAAUUGGUUGAUGUGGAACAAGAUGUAGCGAAGAUUACCAACCUGAAUGCUUUUGACAUUAUUUCCCUUUCAGAAGGCUUUAAUCUUUCAGGCUUAUUUGAAGAGUCCGAGAAAAGAAAAGAGGCACGGUUCACAUCUAGUCAAUCAGCUUCAACUAUUAUCUCAAAACUAGAAGAUGCUGCCACCUGUUCAAAGAUGACAAUAAAGAAAAAAGAAGGUGGUGUGCUAAAAAUGGAAGGUGCAAAUGAAGGAAGGAAAGGUGUACUAUCUAUUGAUGCUGAGAUCUUUGAAGUUACUCCUGCUUUCCAUCUUGUAGAGAUUAAGAAAAAUAAUGGGGAUACACUAGAAUAUGAAAAUUUGUUUAAGCAGGACAUGAAACCAGCGCUUAAAGACAUUGUUUGGGCAUGGCAAGGUGAGAGUAAGGACCAACAGGCCAAGGAUCACAAUCAAUCAUAAAUUACUCAACCAGUUUGUUUCCAUAGUAAGAAAUAAUGUUUGUUAGUGUUCAAAAGUUGUAUCUACUUCAAACUUUCUCGUAUUUGACAUAAACAUGUGAUUUGAUUCAUAAUUUGUUAAGAAACAUAGUAUUGUUAUGUUACAUCUAUCAUUAA
Messenger RNA from Zea mays, 2196 nucleotides. Its product is annotated as CBL-interacting serine/threonine-protein kinase 15. Gene Ontology annotation, biological process: protein phosphorylation; signal transduction. The record is from RefSeq and is marked validated. NCBI's taxonomy places the organism in Eukaryota, Viridiplantae, Streptophyta, Magnoliopsida, Poales, Poaceae. Gene Ontology annotation, molecular function: protein serine/threonine kinase activity; ATP binding.